This is a messenger RNA of Patella vulgata (common limpet), 3263 nucleotides long. RefSeq lists its product as uncharacterized. The transcript is spliced from 3 exons. Lineage: Eukaryota; Metazoa; Mollusca; Gastropoda; Patellidae. The coding region runs from base 232 to 2088 and encodes 618 amino acids. The record is from RefSeq and is a predicted model, not a curated record. Gene Ontology annotation, cellular component: nucleus; cytoplasm.
GUGCUAAAAUAUAUGCAAUUGAGUACGUGUCAUGUAAACAUUCAGUCAAACACAUCACGACAGGCGGUAUUUUCUGGCAGAUUGUUAACGGUAUUAAUGUCUACCAACUAUUAUGACAUGGAGGGAUAUUGUAUUGGAUCAACGCAAACUCGCGCAAAGAAUAAACUCCUACAGUGACUGGACUUCUCCGAAAUCGUAUAUUGAAUUAGCAGCUGCUGGAUUCAGCAAAAGAUGUCCAAGACGAAAAGUCUGCAAGAUGUUGCCAUAAUUAAACAAACCAAGAUCCUGAACAAGAAUACCAAAGUGGAUCAUCCGACAACAUAUAGGUUGCUGCAGAAGUGGAUAAGUUCAACUAUCUGGGCAGUAUCGUCGAGAAACGUGGGUAACCUGACAAGGACAUCCCCUUAUACUGGCACGGCAGAUAGAGUUAAGUGUGAUUACUGUAAUAAAAAAGUUGUCCAAUGGACUGUCAAUGAUGAUGCAUUAGAAGUUCACAGCAGAUACGGACCAGACUGUAUAUAUUUAAAGCAUCUUGGAUACACCCGAGAUUUAAAUUUGCCGCGUUUCUCAAAGUUUUCGAAGUUUGUGGACAGAUUAGAAUCUGUUAGGACUGUACAAGAAGAAUAUCGACUAAAUCUUCCCCCUUUUGAGUCUAUUGCCGAAGCUGGGUUUUUCUAUCUUGGAACACUUGAUCGGAUGAGUUGCUAUCAUUGUGGUUUAAUUUUGAGAGAUUGGGAAAGAGACACCGACCCUUUUGCCACACACAAACGGUUUCGUCCUGGGUGUUAUUUCAUUAUAUGUUGGAGUGUCCAAACCUCUGGUAGAAACAUAAACUCUCUUAUAAAUCCUUACACGGAAAAUCAAUCAAGCCCAUUGUCGAACCUAGCCCAACAAUCUCCAACAACAAAAAUAGGUGGAAUACUUGUUAAUCUAAGUGACUCAAGGACACCCAGAGAUCAGAAGAUGAUUGGGGCAUCAGAAUCGACUAACGAUUAUGGAAAUAAAUCUGAAAUACGGUAUCCUACUAAAGCAGGCAAAGGGAACACGCCUAAAUUAACACAUAAUCAGAUCACAUCAACAUGCAAAGGACAAUUCAACAACAGUUUUGUACCAACCUAUUCCUCAAAUAUUGAUACGGAUGUUCCUGAUGGGGCAGAUAAUGUUCAUGGUACCCCUCCAAACCAAUUGAAUUCUAAAAAUGCAUCACCGAAGACAAAGAAGAGCCGCCAUAAACAUAGACAGAGGCUACAAUCGUCCGAUAGCGAAAUGGAGAAGAAUAAAAUAAAAACUGACAAUGGAAAGACUGAUAAAACAGGUGAUGGGAACACCAACCAAAAACUGAAAGCAUCUCAAGCAACCGGAGCUAGCAAUUCCCAGACUUCUUCUGAAAAGGAGCUUAAAAACGCGAGGAAGAAGAAAGCGUCGGGGAUGCAGAAGACCAUUCCAAUUGCACCAACCGUAUCAAAUAAAGAAAGAAAUAAUGAUCCUUUGAAUCUUGGUAAGGGUAUAUUUGGUAGUAACUGUUCGCUUCCUAGACACCGUAAGUCAAUGUUUACAUCGUCAAACAAUUCCCAGAUUCCAGAAAGAGUUUCAUCAACUGCACACUUUCAUUUGGCAAAGCCGUUAAGCGAUUCCCUAGAUCAACAGCGGCAUACGCCAUCAACUAACAAUUCAUCACUAGCGGGGCAACCGUAUGUAUCCAAUGACAGUUCAUUACCUGAGGGUCAAACGUAUCUAUCGUACCAACCAAACAUGCCCGAAAUUCAUUCACCAGAAUUCGAAAGCCAACAAGCUGUAUCCCACGCAGAACUACAACAGCUUCAAAGCCUACCCGUAAACCGCACACAUUUUCCAGAACUUGCAGUUAGUACUGCUGCUGCAGACAGUCACAUAACCCAAUCUCUACCACCAAUGUUUAACCCAGAAGGUUUUAGCGAUCUACCAAUGAUUCAGGCCGUAUUACAGAUGGGAGAGGUCAGCUACGAUUCCGUUGUUAAUACCAUCUGUACCAGAUAUAACACUCACGGUGAUACUUUCCCUGAUGCACAAUCUUUGUUAUCAAGUAUUUUAGACUGUGGCGAAGAUUAAAGAUGCUUUAAGUAAGAGCUGAACCUACUUAUUGGAUGUCUUUAGUUUCGCUUCAAAUGUUAUAUACACUAUUAAUUAGACAGUAGAGACUUUUGGCAAGCGUAAAUUUCUGGUCCGUAUCCCGUAUCCGUAUGGAUUUUGCGUAUGACGUCAUCGAUGUGUGUAUAUUUCUCAUACGUGAUACGACACACGGAUACGGCAGCACGUAUCGAACAGCUUUUAUACGGAAAGGUCCGUAUAACAUUGUCGUGUCCUUUUACCGUCUUUUUUGCUAUUUUUAGACGCUGAAAUGUUGUAUCGUAGUGUUUUUAUGAAUCUUUGUGUAUUCUAGAACAUGAAGGUGUAUAUUUGAUGUGAUUUUAACCAUGAUGGUUGAACUACGUGCUAAAUUUAGGGAGGCGGAACCUUGUAAAUCUAUAAAUGAUUUUAUUCUGUGGUAAAGGGGUAUAAACUUUCUGAAAUGAUACAUUAGUGAAACCAAAAAUUGCAGUCGAGUCGAAGUCGAAGAUUUUAAAUAAGAUUCGACAUUAAUUUUUUUUAAUAGCUCGGCUCUAAUAGGCACUUGACUAGUACUGAUGGUGAUCUUGGUAGAUAUCUGCCAUCAUGCUGUAAUAGAACUAAGCUCAGCUGAUCGACGCACACGUACGCGACACGAAAAUCUGCCAAAACUCUUAAACUACAAUGACGCAACGUAUCACGUAUACGAUACGGAUAUGUGAUACGGAUGGGACAAUUCCGCUUGCCAAAAGUCUCUAUUGAUUCACAUAACAAGCCCGUAAUAUACUCGCUAGACAAUCGGAUAGCUGAGAUCUAAAAUGACUAAAACAAGGAUGUUCGUCCACAAUCAUGUCUGUUCUGUCAAAUGUUCAUGAUUAAUGUCUACCGUACUUGUAUAUUAUGUAUAACGUAUUGUGAUUAAUGUCUAAUGUCUACCGUACUUGUAUAUUAUGCAUACGUAUUGUUACUAAUUUCUACAUUACUUGUAUACUGUAUAUGUAUAACGUAUUGUUACUUACUUAUAUAUUGUAUUGUCGGACAUAUUUCCGUGUUUGUGUUGAUUUUGUUUAGGCCGGGUACUGUGUUUUUGUUGAUUUGGGAGGUUUCAUGUUUUUAGUGCGAUAAAUUUAUAUAUAUAUAUAUAUAUAUAUAAAAAAUAUAUGAUAUAUAGUUUUAUA